UUUCUUAAUAUGUUCAACUUUCUUAAGUUCACAGAAUGGACUUUGUUUUUAUGGGGGUAAAUAGCCAAAAGAUUUUAAUUAAAGCCAUAAAACUAGAAGACUCAGCACCUGGGAGGAAAGAUUCCUAUUUUUCCAAAAUUGAAACUGUUAGCACACUUUUUGACUUAAACCUGUUAGAUUAAGAUGUAAGUGUAAUAAUAUCAAGUGAAAAGAUACUUUUUACCUAUUUAUAUAAGGAAAUUUAACAUCAUGCAGGACUUUUAUUUAAUCAACAGUCUAUUCCAAACAAAUGCAUUGCCCUCAAAACUUCCAUUCCAGGGUCAGGUCCAGGAUUACAUACUGCAUAUAGUUUUCAUCUAUCUUUUGUCUCCUAUUCUCUGUCUUGUGAGAUGGACAUUUUUGUAGAGAACACGCCAAAUAUUUUACAAACUGUUCCUUAAUUGGGAUCUUGCUUAUUUUUAUUUCUUUAAUUAAAGUAUAGCUGACACCUAAUGUUACAUUAGUCUCAGGUGUACAACAUAGUGAUUUUGACAAGUCUAUACAUUAUGCCCCGCUCCCCCAAGUGUAGCUGUCAUCUGUCACCAUACAGCUUUACUGCAGUACCAUUGACUAUAUUCCCUAUGCUGUAUCUUUUAUAUCCAUGACUUGUUCAUGCCAUAACUAGAAGGGAAAAAGUACUUUUUAAGUGAGCUCUUUUGAAGUAAGGUAUUUUUUACCUGGAAGAAAAAUUUUAAAAAAUAGGGGCGCCUUGGGUGGGUCAUUCAGUUAAACAUCUGACUCUUGACUUCAGCCUAAGUCAUGAUCUCACGGUUCCUGAGUUGGAGCCCUGCGUUGGGCUCCGCACUGCCAGCAUGGAGUCUGCUUGGGAUUCUCACUUUCUCUGCUGGUGUUUUCUUUCUCUCUCUGUCACUCAAAUUAAGUAAAUAAACAUUAAAAGAAAAAUUUAAAAAAAUAUGGCCUAUUAUCUCUGCUUUAUAUUUGGCUGUAUUAUUUGAAAUGCAUUAGAAAGUAAUCCCUCUUGUAAGGAACUUGAGGGUUAAUAGUUUAAUUAGUUCAGAAGAAAUUUUAAUAGUAUUAACAGACUUUUUUUUUUUUUAAGUUUGUUUAUUUAUUCAUUCAUUCAGAGAGCAGGGGAGGGGCAGAGGAGAGAAGGAGAACGAGAAUCCCAGCAGGCUCAGCACUGUCAGCACAGAGCCUGACAGGGGACUUGAUCCCAUGAACUUGUGAGAUCAUGACCUGAGCCAAAACCAAGAGUUGGAACUGACUGUGCCAACCCAGAGAGAGUGGAAGGGGGCCAGGGAGAGCAGCCGUCUUUAAGUGGAAGUUGGGCCAGCCCUCAGCUCCCUUCAAGAACACAGUCUGUGAGGUCACCUACACCUUAUAAAAAACAGCUUAAUGAGGAACUCCAGCGGCGAUCUUCAGCAGUAUUAGACACAAGAAGGAAAGCAGAGCCUGCCUUUGGAGGUCAUGACCCUCGUACAGCUGUUCAGCUUCGAAGCCUCAGCACAGUAUUAAAACGCCUCAAGGAAAUCAUGGAGGGGAAAAGCCAGGAUAGCGACCUGAAGCAAUACUGGAUGCCAGACAGCCAAUGUAAAGAGUGCUACGACUGUAGUGAGAAAUUUACAACCUUUAGGCGCAGACACCAUUGCCGCUUGUGUGGGCAGAUUUUUUGCAGUCGUUGCUGUAAUCAAGAAAUCCCUGGAAAAUUUAUGGGCUAUACGGGGGACCUCCGAGCUUGCACAUACUGUAGAAAAAUAGCCUUAAGUUAUGCUCAUUCCACAGACAGUAAUUCCAUUGGGGAAGACUUGAAUGCUCUUUCAGAUUCCGCUUCCUCUGUGUCUGUACUUGAUCCAAAUGAACCUCGAACACCUGUUGGAAGUAGAAAAGCCAGCCGCAACAUAUUUUUGGAGGAUGAUUUUGCUUGGCAAAGUUUGAUUCAUCCAGACUCCUCAAAUACUCCUCUUUCAACAAGGCUUGUAUCUGUUCAAGAAGAUGCUGGGAAAUCUCCUGCUCGAAAUAGAUCAGCCAGCAUUACUAACCUGUCACUGGAUCGAUCUGGCUCUCCCAUGGUGUCUUCAUAUGAGACAUCUGUCAGUCCCCAGGCUAACCGGACAUACGUUAGGACAGAGACCACUGAGGAUGAACGCAAAAUUCUUCUGGACAGUGUUCAGUUAAAGGACCUGUGGAAGAAAAUCUGCCAUCACAGUAGUGGAAUGGAGUUUCAGGAUCACCGUUACUGGCUGAGAACGCAUCCCAACUGCAUUGUGGGAAAAGAAUUAGUCAACUGGUUGAUCCGAAAUGGGCACAUUGCUACAAGGGCACAAGCUAUAGCAAUCGGACAAGCCAUGGUCGAUGGACGUUGGCUGGACUGUGUCAGUCAUCACGACCAGCUUUUCAGGGAUGAGUAUGCGCUGUACAGGCCAUUGCAGAGUACAGAAUUUUCCGAGACCCCUUCUCCAGACAGUGACUCCGUGAACUCUGUGGAAGGACACUCUGAGCCAUCAUGGUUUAAAGACAUAAAGUUUGAUGACAGUGACACGGAACAGAUAGCUGAAGAAGGUGACGAUAAUUUGACUAAUUCUGCCAGUCCUAGCAAGCGCACAUCAGUCAGCAGUUUCCAGUCCACAGUGGACAGUGACUCAGCCGCGUCCAUCAGCCUGAACGUGGAGCUGGACAACGUGAACUUCCAUAUCAAGAAGCCCUCCAAGUACCCACAUGUGCCCCCUCACCCUGCUGACCAAAAAGAGUAUUUGAUAUCUGACAAUGGAGGACAACAACUCUCAAUAAGUGACGCCUUCAUCAAAGAAUCCUUAUUUAAUCGUCGAGUUGAGGAAAAAUCCAAAGAGCUGCCUUUCACACCUUUGGGUUGGCAUCAUAACAACCUGGAGCUGCUGAGGGAGGAGAAUGGAGAGAAACAAGCCAUGGAGAGGUUGCUCUCAGCUAAUCAUAACCACAUGAUGGCACUACUCCAACAGUUGCUCCAUAAUGAGUCAUUGUCACCAUCUUGGAGGGACAUCAUUGUAUCACUGGUCUGCCAGGUUGUUCAGACAGUCCGACCUGAUGUCAAGAACCGGGAUGAUGACAUGGACAUCCGUCAGUUUGUCCAUAUUAAAAAAAUUCCAGGUGGAAAGAAGUUUGAUUCUGUGGUUGUCAAUGGAUUUGUUUGUACCAAAAAUAUUGCACAUAAAAAGAUGAAUUCUUGUAUUAAAAAUCCCAAAAUUCUUCUGUUGAAAUGUUCCAUCGAGUAUCUCUACAGAGAAGAAACUAAAUUUACCUGCAUUGAUCCUAUUGUGCUUCAGGAAAGGGAAUUCUUGAAGAAUUAUGUUCAGCGAAUAGUUGAUGUUCGACCUACAUUGGUUCUAGUUGAAAAAACAGUGUCUCGGAUUGCCCAAGACAUGUUACUAGAACAUGGCAUUACUUUGGUCAUUAAUGUAAAAUCACAAGUUUUAGAACGAAUCAGUCGGAUGACCCAAGGUGAUUUAGUAAUGUCGAUGGACCAGCUGCUUACAAAACCCCACCUGGGCACCUGUCACAAAUUUUAUAUGCAGAUCUUUCAGUUGCCUAAUGAGCAAACCAAAACACUGAUGUUUUUUGAAGGCUGUCCACAGCACCUGGGCUGUACAAUCAAGCUUAGAGGAGGCUCUGAUUAUGAGCUGGCUCGAGUUAAAGAGAUCCUAAUAUUUAUGAUCUGUGUAGCUUAUCAUUCUCAACUAGAAAUCUCCUUCCUCAUGGAUGAAUUUGCUAUGCCUCCUACGUUAACACAAAACCCUUCCUUCCAUUCUCUGAUUGAGGGGCGGGAGGAUGAAGGGACCACACAAGAGCCGUUCAGCGGAAGUCCCCUCCCCCGGGAGCCUGACUUUCCUUCAGAAUUUCUGUCCUCCGAUGAUAGCAGUUUGCUAGAAUCAAGGAUUGUGUUUGAGAAGGGUGACCAGGAGAAUAGAAGCAUUCCACAGGAUGUUGCCUGUUUGAAGCAUCAAGAGUAUGCCACAACGGCUUGCCCCACAGGGAUCCCCUGUGCUCUCUUUCCAUCGGUCCCAGAAUCGUUGUUGCCGCUGCACGUGGACGACCAGCAGGAUGCUGUGGGCUUGGAGCAGCCGGAGGCUUUGCAGCACCCAGAUGAGCUACAGGAUCCCAAAAGCCAGAUGAGAGCCUUUAGAGACCCUUUGCAGGAUGACACUGGAUUGUAUGUUACUGAGGAGGUUACCUCUUCUGAAGAUAAACGAAAGACUUAUUCUUUGGCCUUUAAACAGGAAUUGAAAGACGUGAUCCUCUGUAUCUCCCCAGUAAUCACAUUCCGGGAGCCCUUCCUUUUAACUGAAAAAGGGAUGAGAUGCUCUACCCGAGAUUAUUUCGCAGAGCAGGUUUACUGGUCUCCUCUCCUCAAUAAAGAGUUCAAAGAAGUGGAAAGCAGGCGGAAGAAGCAGCUGCUUAGGGAUCUCUCUGGUCUUCAAGGCAUGAACGGAAGUGUUCAGGCCAAGGCUAUUCAAGUCUUGCCCUCGCACGAGCUAGUGAGCACUAGAAUUGCUGAGCAUCUUGGGGAUAGCCAGAGCUUGGGUAGAAUGCUGGCUGAUUAUCGGGCCAGAGGAGGAAGAAUUCAGCAAAAAAAUGUAGACCCUUUUGCUCAUUCAAAGGAUGUACCUGGUACUUCAAGUGGCAGAUCAGGAAGCAAAACUGAUGGUGACGAGGAGAAAGGGUUGAUUCCGAGUGAUGCAGUGUGGUCAACAAAGGUGGACUGUCUGAACCCUGUUAACCACCAGAGACUGUGCGUGCUCUUCAGCAGCUCUUCUGCCCAGUCCAGCAAUGCCCCCAGUGCCUGUGUCAGCCCUUGGAUUGUAACAAUGGAAUUUUAUGGAAAGAAUGAUCUUACAUUAGGCAUAUUUUUAGAGAGAUACUGUUUCAGGCCUUCUUAUCAGUGUCCUAGCAUGUUCUGUGAUACCCCCAUGGUGCAUCAUAUUCGGCGCUUUGUCCAUGGCCAAGGCUGUGUGCAGAUAAUUCUGAAGGAGUUAGAUUCUCCAGUACCUGGAUAUCAACAUACAAUUCUUACCUAUUCCUGGUGCAGAAUCUGCAAACAGGUAACACCAGUUGUUGCUCUUUCCAACGAGUCCUGGUCCAUGUCAUUUGCAAAAUACCUUGAACUUAGGUUUUAUGGGCACCAGUACACUCGCAGAGCCAAUGCUGAGCCAUGUGGUCACUCCAUCCACCAUGAUUAUCACCAGUAUUUCUCCUAUAAUCAGAUGGUGGCAUCUUUCAGUUAUUCUCCCAUUCGGCUUCUUGAAGUAUGUGUUCCACUCCCUAAGAUAUUCAUUAAACGUCAGGCCCCAUUAAAAGUGUCCCUUCUUCAGGAUCUAAAGGACUUCUUUCAAAAAGUUUCACAGGUAUAUCUUGCUGUUGAUGAAAGACUUGCAUCUUUGAAAACCGAUACGUUUAGCAAAACAAGAGAGGAAAAAAUGGAAGAUAUCUUUGCACAAAAAGAGAUGGAGGAAGGCGAGUUCAAGAACUGGGUGGAGAAGAUGCAAGCCAGGCUCAUGUCCUCCUCCGCGGACGCCCCACAGCAGCUGCAGUCUAUCUUCGAGUCCCUCAUUGCCAAGAAGCAGAGUCUGUGUGAAGUGCUUCAGGCUUGGAACAACAGAUUGCAGGACCUUUUCCAGCAGGAAAAGGGUAGAAAGCGACCUUCAGUUCCUCCAAGUCCUGGAAGACUGAGACAGGGGGAAGAAAGCAAGAUAAGUGCAAUGGAUGCGGCUCCACGAAAUAUUUCUCCAGGACUUCAAAAUGGAGAAAAAGAGGACCGCUUCCUGACCACCCUGUCCAGCCAGAGCCCCGCCAGCUCGGCGCAUCUGCAGCUGCCUACCCCCCCGGAAGCCCUGCCCGAGCAGCUGGCGGGAGCACCCCCUGAGCUCGAUACAGCCAGCAGUUCCGAAGAUGUGUUUGAUGGGCAUUUGCUGGGAUCCACAGACAGCCAGGUGAAGGAAAAAUCAACCAUGAAAGCCAUCUUUGCAAAUUUGCUUCCAGGAAAUAGCUACAACCCUAUUCCAUUUCCAUUUGAUCCAGAUAAACACUACUUAAUGUAUGAACACGAACGGGUACCCAUUGCUGUUUGUGAGAAGGAGCCCAGCUCCAUCAUUGCUUUUGCUCUCAGUUGUAAAGAAUACCGAAAUGCCUUAGAGGAAUUAUCCAAAGCGACUCAGCGGAACAGUGCCGAAGAAGGGCUUCCAACAAAUAGUACUUUGGACAGCCGACCAAAGAGCAGCAGCCCUAUUAGAUUACCUGAGGUCAGCGGAGGACAGACAAACCGUACAGCAGAAGCAGAACCACAGCCAACCAAAAAGACUUCUGGAAUGCUGUCCUUCUUCCGAGGGACAGCAGGGAAAAGCCCUGAUCUCUCUUCCCAGAAAAGAGAGACCUUACGUGGAGCAGACAGUGCUUACUACCAGGUUGGGCAGACGGGCAAGGAGGGGACGGAGAAUCAAGGUGCUGAGUCUCAAGAUGAGGUAGAUGGAGGAGAUACACAAAAGAAACAACUCAUAAAUCCUCACGUGGAGCUACAAUUUUCUGACGCGAAUGCCAAGUUUUACUGUCGGCUCUACUAUGCGGGAGAGUUUCAUAAGAUGCGUGAGGUGAUUCUGGGGAGCAGUGAAGAAGAUUUCAUUCGUUCUCUUUCCCACUCGUCGCCCUGGCAGGCCCGUGGGGGCAAAUCAGGAGCUGCCUUCUAUGCCACGGAAGAUGAUAGAUUCAUUUUGAAGCAGAUGCCUCGUCUGGAAGUCCAGUCUUUCCUUGACUUUGCACCACACUACUUCAAUUAUAUUACAAAUGCUGUUCAACAAAAGAGGCCCACUGCAUUGGCCAAAAUUCUUGGAGUUUACAGAAUUGGUUAUAAGAAUUCUCAGAACAAUACUGAGAAGAAGUUAGAUCUCCUUGUCAUGGAAAAUCUUUUCUAUGGGAGAAAGAUGGCACAGGUUUUUGAUUUGAAGGGUUCACUUAGGAAUAGAAAUGUAAAAACUGAUACUGGGAAAGAGAGCUGUGAUGUAGUCCUGUUGGAUGAAAAUCUCUUAAAGAUGGUUCGAGACAACCCCCUGUAUAUCCGUUCUCAUUCCAAAGCCGUGCUGAGAGCCUCGAUCCGUAGUGAUUCCCACUUCCUUUCUAGCCACCUCAUUAUAGAUUAUUCUUUGCUGGUUGGACGAGAUGAUACCAGCAAUGAGCUGGUAGUUGGAAUUAUAGAUUAUAUUCGAACAUUUACAUGGGACAAAAAGCUUGAGAUGGUUGUGAAAUCAACAGGAAUUUUAGGGGGACAAGGUAAAAUGCCCACCGUGGUCUCUCCAGAGUUGUACAGGACUAGAUUUUGUGAAGCAAUGGACAAGUACUUCCUGAUGGUACCAGACCACUGGACAGGCUUAGGUCUGAACUGCUGAAAUAGACCAUGAGUGAAAAGGUGCCUGGAACAAAGGACCAAAAAUAAGCUACAUGUUUUAUUUCUUCAUCACAUUCUCCACAGUAUGCCAAGGCCUUUCCGUUCUGUGGUUGUGUGGGCUCCGUGUACCUGAAGUGUUAAAACUCCAUGGAUUUGCACUUUGAUUUUGAUACGUACAAAUUAGCUGUCCUUAGGCCGGGAGGUUGCAUGAACAUUUUUCCACUUAAGCGGGAAUAUAGACCCAUUUCAAAGGAUUAAAGACAAACGUGUGGUCAGAGAUGAGAUAGGGUAAAAAACGGGUUGUAAGACUUGUUAACAAUCCUGUUAAGAAAAUAACGUCUCCUAGAUUGUGAGUUUCCUGGCAUCAUGUUGGACGUAUUCUUUACUUAGCAAGCAUUUGUAGAGCUGGUGACUUUGUGUUUCUUAUGUGACAAUAUAAUGUUAUGUAUUAUCAGAAUUUAUGAAAUCUUUAAAAAAUUCCAAAUUAUACUAUUAAUGGCCAGUCAAACAGAUUGACACAAUCUGUUCUUGUUUUAUUGAAGAAUUUGACUUAAAUUGGGAACCCUGUUGUGUGUUCUUAUCUUGCUCUGGUUUUCAGUAUGCUUGAUGUUUUUUAGGUUCUCUCUUCUCUGUGGAUGACAGGAGACUAUAGCUAUUAUAAUACUCGAAGCCUUCUUUUGGAGCUGUUUUUUAAGCUUGUUUGUAACUUUUUUGCAAUUAAUAUGUUCAACUACACUUAUCUGCACCUGCUCAUCUUGUAGGUUUUCCUCCACUUUCAGGGAAACAGUAAAUGAGUCUAUAGUGACUAAAUUCCCAAAGGGAGAAUUACUAAGGAUUUUUUUAAUGUAAAAAAUGAAUUAGACCUUAUCCAAGAAAUUGGGUGAGAGGUAGGCACUUGCUUGUUUUUUGUAAAGGUAAAGUGUCUUUUUCAAUACAGAAAGCAAUUUCAGUGGCAUCUAUAAAACUAAGAGGUUUGUAGUGUGGACAUCCCUGUUUCUUAACUUUCUGUGCCAGUUUCUAGGCCAGUUCUGAUUAUUGAGAAAUGUUAAGAGAUAAAAUAUUUGUAGUAAGGAACUUCUUGUUUAAUAGAGUUUUGUUUGUUUUAAAAUAUGAUCAGAUAGAGUACUAAACUAACUAUCUUUGGGGAAAUAACAGAACGCCAAAUAUUUCCUCGUGGCUUCUUUCCCUAACAAGGAUACUUGGGGGAUUUAUAAAGUUUUAUAUAAAGUUCUAUUCUUUUCAGGCUUUCCUGUAAGAGCACAUUUCUAUUGUAACUUUCACGAAACAAGAAAAAGGAAUCUGGGUACAUUCCGGUUACAGAGACUUAUAAGUAUGUGAAAUAGGAACAUUUUGGAAAGUUUGCUUUAGAGAAUGAAAACAUUAGUUUGGUGUUUGGUGCUUAUUGGAAACGUGGUUUCUUUUGAACUAGAAACAAGUUGGCCAAGGACUUAAAACUGAUGAUAAGCUUAAAAAAAAAAAAAACAAAC
Messenger RNA from Acinonyx jubatus (cheetah), 8892 nucleotides. RefSeq names its product phosphoinositide kinase, FYVE-type zinc finger containing (gene PIKFYVE). The coding region runs from base 1533 to 7406 and encodes 1957 amino acids. Gene Ontology annotation, biological process: intracellular signal transduction; phosphatidylinositol metabolic process. The transcript has 41 exons. Gene Ontology annotation, molecular function: ATP binding; metal ion binding; 1-phosphatidylinositol-3-phosphate 5-kinase activity. Lineage: Eukaryota; Metazoa; Chordata; Mammalia; Carnivora; Felidae. The record is from RefSeq and is a predicted model, not a curated record.